Exophiala xenobiotica is the source of this 1947-nucleotide messenger RNA. RefSeq lists its product as uncharacterized. Gene Ontology annotation, biological process: amino acid transport; transmembrane transport. The transcript has 5 exons. Lineage: Eukaryota; Fungi; Ascomycota; Eurotiomycetes; Chaetothyriales; Herpotrichiellaceae. The coding region runs from base 238 to 1857 and encodes 539 amino acids. Gene Ontology annotation, cellular component: membrane. The record is from RefSeq and is a predicted model, not a curated record. Gene Ontology annotation, molecular function: transmembrane transporter activity.
CCUCUCCCUUCUCGACCAGAAACCCGGGACUCAUUGUGACUUUGCUUCACACUCUCAAGUUGACUGAGCCCAUUUUCAACGCCUUGCUGCCGCCCACGUUAGUCGAUCGUUGAUCCUGUGCGGCAAGACUUCUUUGAACACCCACAUGCGACCAUAUUCCCUGGAGAAGCCAAAAGCGACAUCUGCCAGCCCUCUCGACCUCGAAGUCCACGUUUCAUUCGGUCGCGUACCUUCGCCAUGGCACCCAACGCCGGCGUCCUUGGUCAUGAAGCCAGUGUUCGCCACAGAGAUGUAAAAAGGGAGAAGCGCGAGCACAGCGCAGAGCACAGCUCUACAGAAGCAGUGGUAGCCGAUGAGCUGCUGGCCGUUCUGGGAUACAAACCCGAGUUAUCCCGCAAUCGCUCGACAUGGCAGGUCUCCUUUAUGUCAUUUGUACUCGCAUCGGUGCCGUACGGGCUGUCGUUGACGCUUUAUUAUCCGGUCAUUGGCGGCGGUCCGGUGGCCAUCAUCUGGGGCUGGUUGCUUGUAGGGCUGAUUAUGACUUGCGUCGCCAUAUCCCUUGGCGAGAUCACGUCGGCGUUUCCGACCGCUGGUGGAGUUUACUACCAGACCUUCAUGGUGUGUCCGCCGUGGUGCCGUACCGUCACCGCUUGGAUCUGUGGUUGGGCAUACACCAUGGGAGUUGUUUCAAUAACGCUCUCGGUCAAUUUUGGAACUGCUCAGUUUUUCGUCGCGUGCAUCAACAUCUUCACAGACGCCGAAGGCAACCCAAUCUGGGCUGCGGAAACGUACCAGGUCUUCUUGUUGUUCCUUGCUAUCACGUUUCUGUGCAAUGCAGUUUCAUCUCUGGCGAAUAGAUGGCUCCCAAUCCUGGAUACCUUUGCGAUCUUCUGGACCUUUGCCGGUCUCAUGGCCAUUGUCAUCUGCACUCUUGCGCUAGCCAAGGGUGGACGAAACAGUGCCGACUAUGUUUUCACCGGAUUUGAGACGAACUCUGGAUGGACUCCUGGGUGGUCAUAUUUCAUUGGCUUGCUGCAAGGCGCCUACGUGACCUCGGCAACUGGCAUGAUCAUUUCCAUGUGCGAAGAGGUGCAACAACCCGCCACUCAGGUCCCGAAAGCCAUGGUCUUCACUGUUAUUCUGAAUGUUAUCUGCGGUUUGUUCUUCUUGAUUCCUAUGGUUUUCGUCCUCCCUCCAAUUGCCGACGUCGCUGCUCAAGCCUCUCCUAUACCCUACAUUCUGAGCGUUGCCGUCGGCAAUCAAGGCGGAGCCUUUGCCCUUACCAUCCCCAUACUGGUCCUUGGGCUUCUCUGUGGGACCAGCUGUACAACCGCUUCUUCUCGAACUAUCUGGUCGUUUGCCCGGGAUGGAGCCAUUCCUGGCUCGCGGUGGUGGAAAAAGAUCAACCUCAAACUGGAUGUACCAUUCAACGCCAUGAUGCUCAGUAUGGUGAUCCAGUGUCUUCUGGGCAUCAUUUAUUUUGGAUCUACAGCAGCAUUCAAUGCCUUCAGUGGCGUCGGGGUCGUUUUCUUGACUAUUGCCUAUACGAUACCGAUCGCCAGCUCUCUCUUCACCGGGCGGAAAACCCUGAAGCAAGGACACUACGAUUUUGGAAUAUUUGGCGUAACCUGCAACAUCAUCUCAAUCUGUUGGUGUUUCUUGGUCACACCGUUGUAUUGUAUGCCAGCAUACUUGCCCACCACGGCAACAACCAUGAACUAUGCAUCUGUAGUAUUCGUGGCCGGAGUGGCUGUUUCAGCCAUGUGGUAUCUCGUUUGGGGUCGCAAGAACUACAAAGGCCCUCCAGUCAGCGAGGAGGAAGUCAUCGCACACCGUGUUUCCAUCAUUGGAGCAUAAGGAAUGUCUUGAUGAAAGAGGUCCCAGAUCUCGUCCAUUAGAAGUUGAGGCCUUCCUUGUAGCCAUUUAGAACCGAAUAAAGUCCUUAAC